Fusarium sp. VM40 is the source of this 1383-nucleotide messenger RNA. The record is from the annotation of a GenBank genome assembly. Lineage: Eukaryota; Fungi; Ascomycota; Sordariomycetes; Hypocreales; Nectriaceae.
AUGGACUUCUUUAAUGGAAAAGGAACAGGCGAGAAGCUCCGAACCAUUGGUAACCAUACCUUCACAUGGACAGACCAGCACAUCCCCAAAUCCCACACAGAUCCUCUACGCUACCAGUGUGACGAACUCGGCGCUGCUGCUGUGAGUGAGAUCCAAGAUAUCCAUGAACAACUCAGACAAGAUGGAAAAUAUGUCAGCAGAGCAGAUCUCUUUGAUACUCUACAUCACUACCACGACAAGAAUGAAGUUCUUUCUCAGCUCUGGGACGAGAUUCAUACCGUCCCAUCUUGGGUCGACUGGGACCAGAUUGCCCGAGGACAGCGAUUCUUCUACCGCUACGCCUUGGCAAAUCUCAUUGGGUUUGCUUUCCAGGGCUUUGUGGGAGAGAAUUCUGCUUCGACCAGUGUGGUAGAAGUACUCGCUCGUACCGGGGGUUUCAGCACCCGCGUAUUGCGCCGACGUCUCUUAGAGACGUUCCAAAUGGUCCUCCAAGUUACCCACUCCCUUGAACACGUUCAGCCUGGUGGAGAAGGGCAUAUCUCUAUUGUGCGGGUGCGUUCGCUGCACUCCAUGGUGAGACAGCAGAUUCUCAAAGUGGCUGCAUCUAAGUGCCGGUUCUUUGACCAGGAUACUCAUGGCAUUCCCAUCAAUAUCUUGGACUCUAUCCACGCUAUUGCCACGUUCAGCUGCAAUCAUGCAUGGCUGCAGCUCCCAGUCAUGGGAAUCACACCCGACCCACAAGAGGUUGAGGAUUACAUCGCCCUAUGGCGAUAUGUGGCACAUGUGAUUGGAGCACCUCAGGAGUACUUCACAUCAGCAACAAAGGCCAAGGCAGUCAUGGAAAGCUUAGCGUACAACGAGCUUCUUGUGACGCCAACUUCUGUUGUUAUUGGUUACAACUUCGUCGAGGCCCUCAAGGAUCUCCAUCCUAUGAACAUCUCGGAUGGGUUCAUUCAAGCCGCUAGUCGUGUCUUGAACGGUCACGAGAUCUGCGACCAGCUCGGCAUGGGACGACCCAGUUGGUAUGCAUAUGCUUGCUUCAAAGGCCAUUGUUGGUUGGUAAAGACCCUGGCGUGUUUGCAGCAGAAGAUCCCUUCCUUCGAUGACAAGAUGGUUCAGCUGUGUAGGGAUGGACUGCAUAGCGCUAUUAUCCACAGUAGCCAAGGCCUCGGAGGUGGUUCCAAGCUUGAUUUCAAGUAUGUCCCGGAUGGAAGGAUACAGGGGAAGGAGAGGAACGAUCGGGUGGAGGGAAAACUGUGGUUCUUUGAAAGACCCCUGGAGUUUAUGUAUUUUUGCUUCUUUACUAUCGGCUGUUUUGUAGUGUUCGGAUGCCUUCUUGGCAUGGCUCAGAUAGUUGCCCUCGGCACUCUUGGGUCUCAGUAG